UUACUCAAACGACCCUGGCCUCACUGAUCAUGCCACGUGACCUAUAAAAUAAACAGCAAAUUAAAUUUCCAAACGUAGAGAAAAGUUACUCAAAGACCACACGACACAAGUCUAGCAUGGCUUUGUCGGCGCAUUCAGUUGAGAUCGAGAAUUUGCUGGCUCUGAAUCCAAGAAUUCCUAAAAAAGCCAACUUUGUGCCAACAGUUGCAACAAAGCGCAACAAGAAACACUGGAAGAGAAACCAGAAAAAGAACUGUGGGACAUGCAACACUCUUGAGAAGAACUUUGAUGACAUCAAGCACACCACCCUGAGUGAAAGAGGAGCGUUGAAAGAAGCAUCCAGGUGCCUAAAGUGUGCAGAUGCCCCAUGCCAGAAAAGCUGUCCCACUCAGCUUGACAUCAAGAACUUCAUUUCUUGCAUUUCUACCAAGAACUACUACGGAGCAGCCAAGGCCAUCUUCAGCGACAACCCUCUUGGUUUGACAUGUGGCAUGGUGUGCCCCACAAGUGACCUGUGUGUUGGAGGGUGCAACCUCUAUGCAUCUGAAGAAGGACCAAUCAACAUUGGAGGACUCCAGCAAUUUGCUACUGAAGUCUUCAAAGAAAUGAAGUUGCCCCAGAUCCGUGACCCAAGUCUGACACCUCUAGACCAGCUUCCAAAGAGCUAUGAUGCCAAGGUUGCGCUUAUCGGGUGUGGACCAGCAUCUAUUAGCUGUGCAACGUUUCUUGGUCGUCUUGGAUACAAAGACCUUACUAUCUUUGAAAAACAAGAGUAUAUUGGUGGUUUGAGUUCUUCUGAGAUCCCGCAGUUUCGUCUUCCAUAUGACGUCGUGGAUUUUGAAGUUCGUCUCAUGACAGAUCUGGGUGUUAAGGCCUACCCCAGCCCAAGCAGUUCCAUGUGUUUGAAGGUCUUACCAUAGAGAAUGGUUUCUACACAUCAAAGAAUUUUCUACCAGUUGUCUCAGGCGGAAGCAAACCAGGUAUGUGUUCAUGCAAGAGUCAGCUGCCCCAGCUGACCGGCAGCGUCAUCGUACUAGGAGCAGGAGACACGGCUUUCGAUUGCUGUACCUCAGCCCUGCGCUGUGGAGCCAAGAGGGUGUUUGUUGCCUUCAGAAAGGGGUUCACUAACAUCAGAGCAGUCCCUGAAGAGAUGCAGCUUGCUGUGGAUGAGAAAUGUGAAUUCCUUCCUUUCAUGUCUCCUAAAAAGGUAAACGUAAAGGAUGGGAAAAUAGUAUCGAUGGAGUUCUUCAAGACAGAACAGCUUGAUGAUGGGACAUGGAUUGAAGAUGAAGAUCAGACAAUGAAGAUCAAAGCAAACUUUGUCAUAUCGGCCUUUGGAUCAACACUGAAUGACAAGAAGGUUGCUGAAGCUUUGUCCCCAGUCAAACUCAACAAGUGGGGCCUACCGGAAGUGAACCCUGAAACCAUGGCAACCAGCGAACCUGGAGUGUAUUGUGGUGGUGACUUGGCGGGUGCAGCUAAUACAACUGUUGAGAGUGUCAACGAUGGAAAACAUGCUGCAUUCUUCAUUCACAAGUAUUUACAGUCCCUUGAAAACAUCACCGUCCCUGACGAACCCAGUCUCCCUCGGUUCUUCACCCCCGUCGAUCAAGUUGACCUCAGUGUCGAAAUCUGCGGGCUCAAGUUCUCCAACCCAUUUGGCCUUGCGAGCGCUCCUCCUACCACCACGUCAGCCAUGAUGAGGCGAGGUUUCCAAGCUGGAUGGGGAUUUGCUUUGACAAAGACGUUUAGCUUGGAUAAGGAUAUUGUCACCAACGUGUCGCCUCGAAUCGUCCGCGGGACCACCUCGGGUAACGUGUAUGGUCCCGGACAGGGCUCUUUCUUGAACAUCGAGCUGAUCAGCGAGAAAACUGCUGCCUAUUGGUGUAGGUCCAUUACAGAGCUGAAGAAAGACUUCAAAGACCAGAUACUCAUCGCUAGCAUCAUGUGUGGUUAUAUCAAGGAAGACUGGACAGAGCUCGCCAAGAUGGCAGAGGACGCAGGUGCGGAUGCCCUGGAGUUGAAUCUGUCCUGCCCACACGGUAUGGGAGAGAGAGGCAUGGGUCUAGCUUGUGGACAGAAUCCUGAGUUGGUUCGUAACAUUUGUCGUUGGGUUCGUGCUGCUGUCAAGAUCCCAUUCUUCGCCAAACUGACUCCAAAUGUCACUGAUAUAAUAGCCAUAGCAAGGGCAGCAAAAGAGGGUAAAGCUGAUGGAGUAACAGCUACCAACACAGUAUCAGCCCUGAUGGGUCUCAAGAAUGACGCCGCUGCAUGGCCAAAUGUCGGCCGAGAACAUAAGACCACAUAUGGUGGAAUGUCCGGUAACGCCAUCCGUCCCAUCGCACUACGUGCCGUGUCUGCCAUUGCUAAUGCUCUUCCUGGAUUCCCUAUCCUGGCAACUGGUGGUAUUGACAGCGCUGAUGCUGCGUUGCAGUUCAUUCACUGUGGUGCCAGUGUAGUCCAGGUGUGUAGCGCUGUACAGAACCAAGAUUUUACUGUAGUGGACGACUACAUCUUGGGCCUCAAGUGUCUCUUAUACAUGAAGUCAGUGGAAGAGUUUGGUGAGUGGAAUGGACAGUCUCCACCAACACCAAGACACCAGCUGGGGAAACCACUACCGAGGGUUGCAGACGUUAUUGGAAAGGGUCUUCCUAACUUUGGGCCGUUCUUAAAGCAACGAAACGAAAUCAUAGCUAAGAACAAACGAGAGGGCAACAUCCUUACUGAGGGGGUAACCCCACCGGCAAAAACAAGAACAUUAGUCAAACAGUCAAAACCAACACCUUCAGUCAAGGACAUUAUUGGAUUGGCACUUGACAAGAUAGGUAACUAUGGAGACCUUGACAACAAACAGCAAGUGAUAGCUAAGAUUGAUGAAGAAAUGUGCAUCAACUGUGGCAAGUGCUACAUGACCUGCAACGACUCUGGUUACCAGGCUAUCGAGUUUGACCCGGUGACCCACCUGCCACGUGUGACUGAUGACUGUACUGGGUGCACGCUGUGUGUUAGUGUCUGUCCUAUCAUAGACUGUAUCACCAUGGUUAACAGGCCAACACCCUACGUCCCCAACCGAGGUGUCCCUCUCGCUGUCAUGGCGGAGUCUUAAGCCCACUACCUUAUAUCAGCAUGUUUAUUACGUUCUAUAUAUUGAAUAGGAUAUAUGUUAUCAGUGAACUGGCUUUUCUUAUUAAUAGUUUGAUAUUAUCUAAGGUAGUGUUAGAUUUAGAAUUGUAUUGCACGUGCACAAGUAGUGUGAAACGUAAUAUAUUCAAUAUUUAAUGCACUGUGUUUAGGAUAUACUACAACCUGCAAUAUGAUUUUUCAUACAUAAACUACCACAAUCCUUUUCUAAAUCUUUUUUCAUAUUCAAAUGUUAAAUCUCCUUUUGAGAAUACCAAUACAAUAGUGAAAAUUAGCUACCAAAAGGGAUUGUGUAAGUGUAGGUAUAAAACGUCGCCGUGCUUGAGGCCUAUUGGUUGUACAUGUGUUAGGCUGUGAAUGGUAGAUAGUGCUUGGUAGAAGCAUGGAAAGGAAGACAAGAGAAAGGUGUUAGAAAGGAGGGUAAUUGGAGGUAUUAUAGAUGUUUAAUUCUUAUCUACUUACUUUUAACAUGCACGUAUAGCCUCGUAAUGCUCUGUUCCAUGGGACAAUCCCAUUAGCCUUGUAUUAUCUUAUCCUGUUUGAUCAUAUCUUUCUCUCGCCAUUCUUCACACGAAGAAAGAAUCUCUGAUCCCGCUGCAUCCCAUGACUAUGUAUACUACCUUUUAUCCUGUAUGUGCCCCCGUGCCCUGCUUUACCCUUAUUCCCCUCCACCCUGUACUCACCGAUUAUCCUGUAUUCAUCUUUUAUGUUCACCCUUGCCCAGCUUCACUCCUGUUCCCCUCCACCCUGUACUCACCUUUUGUCCCCAUUGCUCUGUUUUACCCUUUACCCUGUACUUAACUGUUAUCUUGUAGCAUCUUUCAUCCUGUAUAUUUCCCCCGUACCUACCUAUGACCACUCCGUUACUCCUACAAUAACCCAUUACUGUUACUAAGCUUAGACACAGGACUAGCCAUAAAUUCCUUUUGAAUUUUUUGUUGUUUUUUGUUGUUUUGUUUUUUUGAAAUUCAUUCAUAAUCCAUCUUCGAAUUUCAGGGAUAAAAAGAGGUUGUCUAGGACUUCAACGUUUUCAUAUUAAUUCAUUAUAGUUAAGAAUAAAUGUGUAUUCUACAA
Actinia tenebrosa (Australian red waratah sea anemone) is the source of this 4215-nucleotide messenger RNA. RefSeq names its product dihydropyrimidine dehydrogenase [NADP(+)]. Gene Ontology annotation, molecular function: uracil binding; dihydropyrimidine dehydrogenase (NADP+) activity; iron-sulfur cluster binding. Gene Ontology annotation, biological process: 'de novo' pyrimidine nucleobase biosynthetic process; thymine catabolic process; uracil catabolic process. NCBI's taxonomy places the organism in Eukaryota, Metazoa, Cnidaria, Anthozoa, Actiniaria, Actiniidae. The record is from RefSeq and is a predicted model, not a curated record. Gene Ontology annotation, cellular component: cytosol; cytoplasm.